This is a messenger RNA of Eutrema salsugineum, 2308 nucleotides long. RefSeq lists its product as uncharacterized. NCBI's taxonomy places the organism in Eukaryota, Viridiplantae, Streptophyta, Magnoliopsida, Brassicales, Brassicaceae. The coding region runs from base 35 to 2185 and encodes 716 amino acids. The transcript is spliced from 2 exons. The record is from RefSeq and is a predicted model, not a curated record.
UUUUCACUCACUAGAAGAAAAAAGAAAGUUGAAGAUGAUGAAUGGUUUGAGAAGAACAUUUUGGACUUCCAAACAUAAAAAGAUAGACGAUACAGACACAGUUGAUGAUUCACCUCAUCGGCAAAAACACACUUCAAGAUUCGGUUUUUUCUCUAACCCGUCAACUCCAAGGACUGAGACCCGACCCGAUUCAGUUGGAUCUAGCCUUCGUUGUCAGAGUUGGACUGCUACGGCCGUGGCCACUCCCUCGCCGUCUCUUCUCGCUAGUCCCAAUCUUCAGUGCAGAACUUCCGGCGACGCAACUCCGACGGCGACGACGCCAAGGAGAAACAGAAGCCCUCUUUCUCUUCUCAGCGUUUCUUCUUCUACCCCUUCGUCUCCGGCGAGCUUCUCUCUCCUCAAAUCAAAGCUCUGUUUCAACAAAAGUAGCAGCAGCAGAUGUGGAAUUUGCUUACAGAGCGCGAAAGCAGGGAGAGGAAUGGCGAUUUUCACGGCGGAGUGUUCGCACACUUUUCAUUUCCCGUGCGUGACAUCACGCUCCGGUGAUCGGAAUCUACUCGCCGCCUGCCCUGUUUGCGCUGCCUCAUGGAGAGAGACUUCGUUGCUUCCUCUGUCUCUCUCUUCUCCUCUCCACGAAUUGGAUACUCAUAAAUCCCCGAAAUCCGGAUCCGAAUCCGAUUCCAGGACCCGAGAAUCAAAGAACAACAAAUCCUUAAGAGUCUACAACGACGACGAGCCUUUAAUCUCUUCUCCAAUCUCGCCUGCCGGUUUCAACACCAUACUGGAAUCUGAUGAAAACGACUACGACGACGAGGAAGAAGAAGAUAACGGCGAUUUCAAAGGUUUUUUCGUCAAAACGCCGUCACCGUUAACGUCGAAGAAACUCUUAACGGACUCUGUUUCUUCACACGUGGACGUCAAGCUGUCUUCGGAGGCGGCAAUUGUGGCCGUUGGAAGAGGUCACGAGACGUACUCGGUGGUGAUGAGAAUCAAAUCGCCGCCGUUACCGGCGGCUCGUAGAUCUCCGGUUGAUAUAGUAACUGUUCUUGACGUUAGCGGAAGCAAGAUUGAAAUGGUGAAGCGAGCAAUGAGGCUGGUGAUUUCGUCUCUGCGAGAGACGGAUCGUUUGUCGAUGGUCUCGUUCUCGUCGAGCUCGAAGCGAUUAUCGCCGUUACGAAGGAUGACGGCGAAUGGAAGGAGAGUAGCUCGUCGGAUCGUCGACGAAAUCGCCGGUGACGGCGACGGAAUGAGCGUGAACGAUGCGGUUAAAAAGGCGGCGAAAGUGAUCGAAGAUCGCCGGCAGAAAAAUCUGUUCACCACCAUCUUCGUCUUAACGGACCGUUAUAGAAGCUCGGCCCAUCAAGCCCAGUUGGCCCACUCCGAUUUCGUCACGUCCACGCGCGUCUCUCACUCGGAAAUCCCAACGCACACUAUUUAUCUCGGCGCAUGUAAACCCGAGGACGCGUUUGCGAAACGCAUUAAAGGUUUGCUGAGUUUAUCCGUCCAGGAGCUUACUUUACAAAUCGGAUUGGUUUCCGGGUCGGGUCAAGGAGAGAUUAGGUCGGUUUACUCACUAUCGGGUCGACCACUUUGGCUUGGAUCCGGAUUGAUUCGGUUAGGUGACAUGUACGGUGACGAGGAAAGAGAAGUGUUGGUUGAAUUGAAAUCACCUGUAUCUUCUUCGUCUGGUACAUCUCACAGAAUCUUGACCGUCCGAUCUCGCCACGUGGACCCUUCAACUCAGGAAAUAAGAAACUCAGGAGAUCGAGCGCUUCUGAUACCACGUCCUAUAGCCGUUAGAUCAUCUAACACGAGCAUCGGAAGGCUCAGAAACCUCCACGUCAGCACACGAGCCGUGGCAGAGUCUCGGCGGCUAAUCGAUGCCAGUGAUUACUCGGGAGCUGAGCGAAUGUUGACGUCAGCUCGAGCCUUGUUGGUACAAUACGGCUUGAAUUCCGGUGACGCGUGCUUACGUGGUUUGGACGCUGAGCUGGCAGAUUUGAACCGCAUGAGAGGUAGACACGUGGCGGCGAAGAGCCCAGAGCCAAUAAUAACUCAGAAGACUGAUCCGCUUACUCCGACUUCAGCAUGGAGAGCUGCUGAAAGAUUGGCCAAAGUGGCGAUCAUGAGGAAGCACAUGAAUAGAGUCAGUGAUCUCCAUGGCUUCGAAAAUGCUAGAUUCUAGUUUCUUCUCUCUGUGUCUUCUCCCUUAUUUAUUAAAAGAAGUUUUGUAAUGACGUGAUACAAAGAAAUAGAAUGGUACAUGAAACUAAAUAUGCAAGAUCAAGUUUUCGUUGUUGUUUAAGUU